AUGCGAGUUAUUGUUGAGGCACCCCUCAGGGUGAUAGCUGACGUUCGCAAGGCUUCGGGUGACACUGCUGAUGCUAUAAAGGGUGUUCUCGAUGCAAUUCAGCAACACAUACGAGAGCUUAAAGCAUUAGGGCGUCCCGUAGACUUCUGGGACGAUUGGUUGGUACAUAAUACAGUAAAUAAACUCGCGUUCGAAACCCGCAAGCAGUGGGAGUUAUCGCUUAUUAGCGAUGAACCCCCCACCUUCGAACAACUGACAAAGUUUCUGGAGAUUAGGUGCCGCUCAUUGGCAAUGAUUACCGCGCCUGUUCCGCAGGCAGCAACUAUUAAGCCGACGACGCAUAAAUAUGCGGCGAAAUCAACCAAAGUAUUUCACGCAAUUCCAGAGCAAAACCCCGCGCGCUGCAUGUACUGCAAUGCAGCUCAUAAGAUCUACUCUUGCGACAAAUUUCGUAGUUUAGAUUUUACUGCAAAAUCUAAAUUUAUUAAAGAAUCCAAAGCUUGCUUGAAUUGUUUAAGUCCAGGGCAUUACAAAGAACGCUGUAAUAGCUCAUCCGCUUGCCGAAUAUGUCAUGAACGACACCAUACGCUGCUUCACAGUAAUACACGUUCACCCGCCGCCACAUCGGCUCAUGUCGUCGAUGCCAUCGCUGCCGCUUCGAAUCCCGCAUCUGUAAGCAACCAUGCAACUGGUUCAUCUGCCACCGCUUUAGCAGUGAAUAGCGCUGCUUCACACGUUUCGUCCUGCUUGAGUGCUGGUUCCAUUCCGCUACCUGCAACGCAAAAAUCAGUUAUAUUAUCUACCGCAUUAGAAUUUGUUCAUCGCAAGGCGGUCGCUGUAGAGGCGAAACGCUGCUCACGCUUUCGUCUAAUUGUUCGGAUAAAUGCUACGAUAUUACCGCGCUGA
Messenger RNA from Rhagoletis pomonella (apple maggot), 906 nucleotides. RefSeq lists its product as uncharacterized. NCBI's taxonomy places the organism in Eukaryota, Metazoa, Arthropoda, Insecta, Diptera, Tephritidae. The transcript is spliced from 2 exons. The record is from RefSeq and is a predicted model, not a curated record. The coding region runs from base 1 to 906 and encodes 301 amino acids.